Molecule: messenger RNA, 2772 nt
Organism: Rhizopus microsporus ATCC 52813
Lineage: Eukaryota; Fungi; Mucoromycota; Mucoromycetes; Mucorales; Rhizopodaceae
Exons: 5
Coding region: 1-2583 (860 amino acids)
Source: RefSeq, a predicted model, not a curated record
AUGAAUCUUGAUCAUUUACAAAUUGCUUUAUGUUUAUUCACAAAUGACAAUAAUCAAGUCUUGAAAAUAUCAGAAACUCAAGUCAUUUUACCUUCAAUUACCAAUACUCCUAUUUAUUCCUAUGAUCAUGUCCUUGACUUUAAUCAACUAUCAGACUAUUUUGACAAAAUACCCCACCAUUUACUAAAAGGCAAAGAUGCAAAUAUCGUUAUUUUUGAUCCUUCCCUUAAUAGAAAUAGCCUAUUGGAUACUAGACUGAUAUUAUCAUUGGCACCUAUAUUUUCUUGCACAGAUAAUCAAAUUUAUAUCAAAUUCACUGAAUCAUUAAGGGAUGAUACCCCAUUUAAUCUAUUACCCCAUGAAAAAGACACAAUGCAGAUAACCAGCAUAAAUGACAUGCUAAGAUAUUAUAAACUUGGAUUAAGUCAUCAUGAUCCAUCCACCACUUCAUCAUUUACCAUCUUCAUCCAUCAAAAAACCCACUCAUCUCAGUUCACAAUCACAGACACCUCUGGGCAGGAUCCAGAACAUAUAAGCAGCCUAUUGAACAUCAACACAAAUGUGACUCUUUUGACAUCCAUCAGUCAAGCCGAUGACCUAGACCUCGUUCGACGAGCGCUCGACAUCACGUCAAGUUUCUGUCAAAAAAGGGAUGGCGCACCCUCAUCUGAGAGCGAGGCUUAUUUACGCCAGACGAUUCUAAAAAUGAGUUCAGAACUAAACUCACUCCGCUCCUACAACCGAGGCUCCAUGCAGUCUGUCUCCUCAGACCAAGACCACAAGGCACGCUCGACCUUUUCGUCUAUCUCCAACUUUACCCAUCUGACCGUACCGGAAGCCGAUGAGGACAAGGUACUGUUAUCCGAUCUCAACCGUCAAAUUGAAGAACUUCAGAACCAGGUGACCGUCACCAGGGACCGUAACAUGCAUGUGGAGCAUGAACUGCAGCAUAUGAUAUCCACACGUCAACAAUAUGUUGACCUUGCCGAUCACUUACUCACUAUACAAGCAAAACAGGAUCAGCUAAUUGAUUUUCUAGAGACCAAGCUUCAGGAAACAGAGACCCUUUAUGAAAACACGUACUGUGCCAAUCAGCGGCUAGAGGACGGUCUAAAGAACAUCAUUCGCGACCUAGAUCAUCUCAGCCUCGACAGACAUCAGCUCGGACAGAUGUUUAGCGUAGUAGAAAAUCUCAUCUUUAAGCAAGAUCAAGACAGCGCAAGGGCCCUGGAGGCAUUGGGUUAUUUUAGAUCAGAGUUUGAGAGACAAGAAAAGGAGCUUUCACAAAAGAAUAGCGAGAUUGAACGCUUGAUGUACGACAAAGACGAUCCUCUCGAUCAACAAAGGACGACAGCGCUUGAGAACCGUAUCAAGGAACUAGAGGAACAAGUCGAGCAUGUUCGUUCCCAACGGGACAGAUUUUAUUCUCAGCUUCAGGAACAUCUCCAGGAAUCAGAAAAGACGCACCAUACAUUGGCCUUACAGACAGCAAGGAGCAAUUCGCUUGAGAAACGUGUCGCUGAAUUACAAGCAGAUCUUGAUUCCUGUCGCGCGAUGAUCAAACAGCACGAUGCGUCCGGACUGAUCCAUAAGCUCGAACUUGAAUUGUCUGCACUCAAGCAUCAAAAACAGAUUGACGAAAAGGACUUUGAAAUCAGCUAUGAGAAUGCUCUGAAUGAGUCCAAGUCAAUGAAACAGGUGGUGGACCAGCAAGCCAAGACGAUCGAAUGCUUAAAGACAAGUAUUCAGUCACUCCAUUGUCAGUUGAACACCAACAAGGGUGUGCCCGACAGACCACUGUCAGAACCAGUGAUCAUAGACAGACCGAUUCGAGUAAGACGUAAUAGCGACAGCAGUAGCAUUAUAUCAGCAUAUGGUCAUUAUAACCACUUUGAGACGCAAGAGGAAUGUAUGCGCUGGAUACAAGAAAACAUUGACGACGCCGAUAAAGAAGAGGUCAUGAAACGACUCUUGCUCGAAAACUCAAACCUGAAAUCGACACUCGCAGGCUUCGAAUCACAAAUGACGAGCCAGCGUGAUGACUUUACCGAACAAAUUCGUGCACUCGAAAACGAUAUUGUGAAAUUAACGCUUGUCAAGAAACAACUUGAGAGGGAUCUUCAUCGAGUCAGUCAAGGCAGUCAUGGGUCGAUGGAGAGUCGAGCAAGUCAUAAGAUGCAGAGCAUAACCUCUAUCUCAUCCCAUAAAAGCAGAAUAAGGGAUUCAGAUACGCCAAAGCAACUUCGACAGUCCAAUACGGUCAUACCACCUCCUCCAAGCGAACCGCCUAGUGAACCCAUCCCUCCAUUACCUCAAGAAAAUGACAAUGACACACCGGUCAAGAAACAGACCUUUGCGAGAGAUGACAGUCUACAUCAUCUCGAACUAAAGGUUCAUCAGCAACAGCAGGAAAUAGAAGCCUUGAUGGAACAGCAAAUGUGUUCCAAACAAAAACUAAAGGAUACACAGCAAGAGCUUGAGAUGGAAAAGAAAUUGAAGCAAAAAGCAGAAAGGGCACAUGAGAUCUUGGAAAAACGAAUGCAAGAUUUAAUGAAUAAAAAAAACAAGUUUCUCUGCUUUUAAUAAACUACAAGCAUUUUUUACGUCAACCUUCCUCGUUUCUGUAGAAAAUUAACUAAAGUGUAACGAGGAAGUGCUCAUUUUUUGAUCUUCAUUAUGGUUUGGCGCGCUAAGCUUUGAACAAUGCUCUUGCUGCUACAGGAUAUUUUUUUCACAAUGUGAGCCUGUUAUACGGUUAAACAGUUUUAUUUA